GGGUAUUCCCUUUCCAAGCUGUUUGCGCAGUAGAAUUUGUGUUUACUUCUGCGUAAUGCUAGGAAUAGACGUGUCGUCUACUUGUGUCCUAUAUUCCAGUUCAUGUACUACACAUAGAAAUAAACGAGUUCUAGCAUGAAGCCUCUCUUGACUUACCUAUGACAUCGUAAGACAAUAUGUACAAGUAUUCAAGAUGUGAACGCACUUGUAAAUUGAUAAGGUUGAACUUUGUCUUGGUGCAUAUGUUGACAGUGGCCCGACUAUAAGUCAGUACUGUGACACAACACAACAGGACAAUCCUGUGAUUCACCUGCCAAGCGUUACCUUGACGUCACAAAUUCCAAAAGCCAAUCAUUGAUAAGAUGACGGAAUUUGAAAAUUUAAACCUAAAUAGUUCAUGUUUGAAAACUGAAGAUCAGGUCAAUGGAGUUACCAUGGACGGCAGAAAAGUAAAAAAUGCUAAUGGUAUGAGCUAUCCCACGGUCUAUGUCAAGGCAAAUGACAGACGAUCAGAUGUUGCCAUCCAAGAAACUGUGGACCUACCAUCAAAAGAAAUCAUCAGGAAGAUUUUCAACGACCCCAUCCACGGGCACCUGGAGCUCCACCCCGCCUGUGUGGCCAUCAUCGACACCCCCCAGUUCCAGAGGCUGCGGUACCUGAAGCAGCUGGGCAUGGUCUACUACGUCUACCCUGGGGCGGCCCACAACAGGUUCGAGCACUGCUUGGGAACCUCGUACCUAGCUGGACAGUUUGUCAGGAUAUUACGUCAGAACAUGCCGUACCAUGGGAUUGAUGAGAAAGACAUUUUGUGUGUGGAGAUCGCUGGACUGUGCCAUGAUUUAGGUCAUGGCCCCUUGUCUCAUUUGUUUGACCAGAAAUUUAUUCCUGCAUAUUGCAAAGGAACAAAAUGGAAGCACGAGCAGGCCUCCGUGGAGAUGUUCGACCAUCUCGUGCAGGAGCACCGUCUGAUGGACGAGAACGGGAAGUUGCGAGAGUUUGGUCUAGACAACAGGGACCUGAUGUUUAUCAAGGAACAGAUCGCGGGAGUUAGAUACAACGAUACAGGGGAGUGGAUGUGCACUGGCAGAGGGAAGGAGAAGGCGUUUCUUUAUGAGAUCGUAUGUAACCAGCGUAACGGAAUCGAUGUGGAUAAAUUCGACUAUUUUGCUAGAGACUGUCACCAUCUUGGCCUAAAAAACAACUUUGACCACUUCCGGUUCAUGAAGAUGGCCCGGAUUUGUGAGGUGGAUAGCCAACUUCAGAUCUGCAUUCGAGACAAAGAAAUCAGCAACUUAUACAACAUGUUCUACUCCAGGUAUACUCUACACAAAUACGCCUACCAGCAUAGGGUUAAAAGUGCUAUAGAGACAAUGGUACUGCAUGCUAUGAUGAAAGCCAACAAUGAUGUUCUAUUUUAUGGAAAAAAUAGCCAGCCACUCCGGAUGUCCGAAUGUAUCCACGACAUGGCUGCCUACACGAAGCUGACCGAUGACGUCCUCUUUAAGAUUCUUUACUCAGACGUCAAAACAAAGGACCUUGAGGAGGCCAAGGUCAUCAUCCAGCGCAUCUUCAGACGUGACCUGUACGUCUGCGUGCUGGAGACGAAACCGUUAAGCCCAGAAUUCCUUCAGACGCUGAAUGAAGAUGACCUCAAAGAGACGAUCCUGGCGUACGUCCGGCCCGGGGUCAUUGUGGGGCAAGAUGACCUUGCUUUUCACACUUCCUACCUCGACUUCGGCAUGAAGGACAAAAAUCCAAUAGAAAGGCUGAACGUCUAUUCCAAAAGUGACCUCAAUAUCGCGCGUGCCUUGCCGAAAGACGAGGCCAGCCGAAUCCUGGGCCCGAGUAUCUUCAGUGAAGGGAUGCUGAGGGUCCUGUGUUGUAGUCCAGACAAGUGUAGAGUAGAAGCUCUGAGGGCAGCCUCAAGGAUGUGGUACGAGAAGUUGUACCAGCAGUCUGAUGACUUCAGCACUGGGGGACCCUCAAGUGAUGGGCCACCUAGGGCUGAGCCAUCUGUAGCUGAGCCAUCUGUAGCUGAUCCUCUCAGGACUGAACCGUCCUGGGUUGAUCCAACUAGAGUUGAGCCAUUCCGAGCACCCACAUUCAGAACUGAACCUUCCACGGCUGAGCCAACAAGAGUUGAGCCAUUCAUGACUGAGCCGUCCUGGGCUGAGCCAACUAGAGUUGAGCCAUUCAGAGCGAUGUCAUGCAAUGGUUUACCAGCUAGAGCCGACCCAUUUGUAGUUGAACCAGCCAGGAUUGAACCAUCCACCACUGACCACAGUGCGACAACAGCUUAUAAAAACACCAACGGGAACAACAACAACAUCUGCCAUGAGCCAAUGAACACAGAAGAGCUUCACUCAAGACCAGUCAAACCUCACUCUAGUCAACCAACCCAUCACACCAAUGGCUACUCCAGCAAAACAAAACCAAACGGCAUUAAAACUCUCUCAGGGGACGAUCCUCUUAUAUCUACCAAUGGCGGUAUUACAAAACUGUCCAAAAAGUUGAGAAUUAAGAAAAAACGAUUCUCAAAAUUUUAAUAUUAGACAAAAGUAUGUUGAUUUACGAUAAACAAUUAGCAGGCAGCUAAUUAAUUUAAUAUCAAAAAUAUUAUUUGUAUUAAAUAUAUUUUUACAUCACUUGUAUUUAUCGAUUUCUCAUUCAGACCAGUCGGGAGAAGUGUGCCUUAUUUACCUCUUUUCAAAUCUCGCAGUCAACUUAGAAAUGAAAAACAGCUGAUUAGAGUUGUAAAACUUAGCGCUAACGUGCAUUGUCUUCCUUCACACAUCAUACAGUAACCCAUCUAAUUAUUGGGUCAACUUUUUAAAAGUUGCUUCAAACGUGCCCUAUUUAUUAUUGUUUAUCUACGUUAGACCAGUGGCGUA
Messenger RNA from Physella acuta, 2891 nucleotides. RefSeq names its product deoxynucleoside triphosphate triphosphohydrolase SAMHD1. Gene Ontology annotation, biological process: dGTP catabolic process. NCBI's taxonomy places the organism in Eukaryota, Metazoa, Mollusca, Gastropoda, Physidae. Gene Ontology annotation, cellular component: nucleus. Gene Ontology annotation, molecular function: dGTPase activity. The record is from RefSeq and is a predicted model, not a curated record.